This is a messenger RNA of Brassica napus (rape), 477 nucleotides long. RefSeq lists its product as uncharacterized. The record is from RefSeq and is a predicted model, not a curated record. Bases 1 to 345 code for a protein of 114 amino acids. Lineage: Eukaryota; Viridiplantae; Streptophyta; Magnoliopsida; Brassicales; Brassicaceae. The transcript has a single exon.
AUGUCGGAUCCUUACGAGAGGGCGAAGGGUGGAAGGUUAGCGUUUAAAGGAGGCGAUCUAGCCACCAUCAAAAAGAAGAAGAAGCAAUCGAAGAAGAAGAAGAAGGACAAGGAAAAGCUCGACGACGGCGCCGAUGUUGAGAAGAUGGACGCUCCAGCCACUUCCUCUGCUGCAGAUGGCAAAGACGAUAUCUACUCUAUCGACGCCGCGAAGAAGAGGAAGUACGACGAGCUUUUCCCCGUGGAGGCAAAGAAGUUCGGUUACGUUCCCAAAUCGAACUUCGAUUCGGUGGCGGAGGCUCUCGACGAUCGAGUCAAGAAGAAGGCCGACCGCUACUGUAAAUAGAAUCUUUUGCAUCUCCCUUUGUUUAAUUCCCUACUCUAUGCAUAAUUGUUAUCAUGUUUGAAGACUUUAUCCCUAUUUUGCUUCUGUUUGAGACUGGUUUAUUUGGAAUCCAAAUUAGUGGUAUUUGGUAUU